Molecule: messenger RNA, 671 nt
Organism: Linum tenue
Lineage: Eukaryota; Viridiplantae; Streptophyta; Magnoliopsida; Malpighiales; Linaceae
Source: the annotation of a GenBank genome assembly
GGGAGGCCGUUGUGUCCUGCCGAACGUCGGCUUGCGGCGCGUCUAAAUCCUUUUGGGAGCGCUACCAAUUUAUCAAUUUGUUUAAUCCUCAUAUUCAGAAGAUUGCGCAAAGGCCAAGGCUUCACGAAAUUUGGAGGGUAUAUUAGGCAAGGUAACAGCGUUGAUGAGUGAAGAAGCUCGAAAGGAAGCCAUGAACAAUCCCAACAACAGUCGGUGGAAGCAGCGAUGGCUGUUGUUCAAGCGAAACUCUCUGCUCUCAUCAACAAAGUACGCCCUUGUCAAGUUCACUUCCACCGUCCGAGGCAGCAGCAGAGGGAGGAAGAAGCAACGUGGGCUGGUGGCUCUUCACAAGGACAUGGAGUCCUGCGGGGAGUAUACUGAUAUUCAGGUCAUGUGGGAGAUGCUGCAUUCCUAUCAUCAUCCUUCGCCGGCUCCUCCUCGCCGCCGUGGCAGAUCGUCGGCGACGAGAAGGGUGCCCUGUUUCGGAUCCUGUUUCAGGCCGACGUAAUUGGCAGCAAACGGAGAGUGAUCAUCUGUCCGAAUACUAUAUAUUGCUUUUGUUUUUGCAGCUCUUCCAUUGAUCCAUUCUGUGCCAUUUGCAGUUUUGCUUGUCUGUGUAAAUAUCCGUGCAGUUUGAAGAAUAUACAUGGAGCAGAAAUUUUUGUUGUGUC